This is a messenger RNA of Cinclus cinclus, 1588 nucleotides long. It is a transcript of the gene SLC37A2, whose product is annotated as solute carrier family 37 member 2. The coding region runs from base 1 to 1509 and encodes 502 amino acids. The transcript is spliced from 18 exons. Lineage: Eukaryota; Metazoa; Chordata; Aves; Passeriformes; Cinclidae. Gene Ontology annotation, cellular component: endoplasmic reticulum membrane. Gene Ontology annotation, molecular function: glucose 6-phosphate:phosphate antiporter activity. The record is from RefSeq and is a predicted model, not a curated record. Gene Ontology annotation, biological process: phosphate ion transmembrane transport; glucose-6-phosphate transport.
AUGAGGGCAGCGCUCGCCCCCGGGGUCCGCCUGCUCCGAGCCCUCCCCCGGGACAGCCGCUAUCGGGGACUGACCCUGGUCCUGACCUUCCUCUCCUACACCAGCUACCACCUCUCCCGAAAACCCAUCAGCAUCGUCAAGAGCCAGCUGCACCCCAACUGCUCGACCUUGGGCCCAAACCCCCACAAUGACUCCAACAGCACCACAUGGUGCAGCUGGGCCCCCUUUGAUGGGGACAACUACAAAGAACUUUUUGGGGCGCUGGACAAUGCCUUCCUGGUGGCCUAUGCCAUCGGGAUGUUCAUCAGUGGAAUUUUUGGGGAGCGCCUCCCUCUGCGCUACUACCUGUCGGGGGGAAUGGUGCUGAGCGGGCUCUUCACCUCCCUUUUUGGCCUCGGCUACUUCUGGGACAUCCACGUCCUCUGGUACUUCAUCAUUGUGCAGGUCUGCAAUGGGCUGGUGCAGACAACUGGCUGGCCUGCUGUCGUGGCAUGUGUUGGAAACUGGUUUGGCAAAGGAAAGAGAGGUUUGAUCAUGGGCAUCUGGAACUCGCACACCUCUGUUGGCAACAUCUUAGGGUCGCUCAUCGCCGGUGCCUGGGUUUCCUCUGCCUGGGGCCUGUCCUUUGUUGUGCCUGGCAUCAUCAUCGCCAUUGUGGGCAUCAUCUGCUUCUUCUUCCUCGUGGAGUAUCCUGAGGAUGUUGACUGCAGUCCACCUGUGCAUCACGUGAGUCGUGCUGGUUCCCAAGGGGAUCCUGAAGUAGUCACCUCCAACGAGGGCCCACUCAGCCUCUCAGGCCAGAGCAGUGUGGAUCAUCACUCCAACAGCCCCAGGGAGCCAGCUGAGAAGCCUGAAGCCAUCAGCUUCCUUGGGGCACUUCGGAUACCUGGUGUGGUGGAAUUCUCCCUGUGCCUGCUCUUUGCCAAGCUGGUGAGCUACACCUUCCUGUACUGGCUGCCCCUCUACAUUGUCAAUGUUGCUCAUUUCGGUGCCAAGGAAGCCGGGGACCUGUCAACCCUCUUUGAUGUCGGGGGAAUUUUAGGGGGGAUCUUCGCUGGCCUCAUCUCUGACUACACUGGCGGCAGAGCCACCACGUGCUGCGUGAUGCUGGUCGUAGCUGCUCCCAUGCUGUUCCUGUAUAACCAUGUGGGUCAGAACGGCAUUGGCACAUCAAUAGCGAUGCUGAUCAUCUGUGGUGCUCUGGUUAAUGGGCCCUACGCGCUCAUCACAACAGCGGUGUCAGCAGAUUUGGGCACCCACGAAUCUCUCAAAGGAAAUGCCAAAGCCCUUUCGACUGUCACGGCCAUCAUUGACGGCACAGGAUCUGUCGGUGCUGCGCUGGGGCCGCUGCUCGCAGGGCUCAUCUCUCCCACGGGCUGGAAUAAUGUUUUUUACAUGUUGAUAGCAGCCGAUGUCCUGGCUUGUCUGCUCCUGGCUCGUGUGGUGGUCAAAGAGGCUCGUGGCUGGUGUGGCUACAUGGCGAGGCAGAGAGGGUUUAAGGAGUUUUGACGCGUCCCCUGCGAGCUGCCCCGAGCCCCGUGGGACGAGAGAGGCUGGGGCACACCGGAGCCGAGCGUCCCGGCAGAGC